UACUGUGCGAUUCUUCACUGCAUUACGACCCUCCAGUGCCAACAGGUGUACACCAGCUUCAGCGGCCGGCGCUUCCAAAAGAGCGGAACUCAGAUCUUGUCACCUUUAUCCCACUGAAAAAAUGAAGUCAUCAUCGUCGAGCAACAACUGCGGAACAUCUGUUUUAAUCAUGAUCUUGUCCGUACUUGUAGUUUUUGAAAUUGCUUCAACAUUUGCUGCAGCAUAUCCCGCCAGUUAUUCUGGAUACUACUCACCGAUUGGUUUCGAAGAACAGAACCCUAACUACAUAAAUCUACAGCAAGCGAUUGCCAGACUUAGACAAGCUUUUAUUGAAAACAACGACUUAGAAAACGAAAACAAUGUUGAACAAGCGGUCUCUGAUUUAGUGGAACUAACAAAGGCCGCUCUGGAGAAUUGGUUUUACUACUACGAGCAAGACCUUAAAUAUCUGAUUAACAAUUACGAUUUUAAUUCGAAAAAUUUAUUGCAUUUUUCGGAUCUAAUACCAGACAGACACGUAAUAAAAUCCGAGGAAAAAAGAUCUGGAAUAUUCAAUGAUAAAAGAAGUCUAAGAAAUAAACUCGCAAUGGAUAGAAAUAUUAAGCGAAAAGCCGAUUUUGGUAGCGAAAGAGGGACUACAGGAGUACAAGCUCAACAAUUACGACAGUUUUUCCACAUUGGAUGAUUUAUUUAGACUGCUUCCUACCUAUUUAUUAUUAUGUUUUUUUUUAAUUUAUUAUGAACAUUGACUGAAAUCAAUCAUCUAUACACCAAUCAUAUAUAACUGAAGUUGAGUAAAUAAAUUUA
Sitophilus oryzae (rice weevil) is the source of this 807-nucleotide messenger RNA. RefSeq lists its product as uncharacterized. The record is from RefSeq and is a predicted model, not a curated record. NCBI's taxonomy places the organism in Eukaryota, Metazoa, Arthropoda, Insecta, Coleoptera, Curculionidae. The transcript has 6 exons. The coding region runs from base 122 to 685 and encodes 187 amino acids.